Molecule: messenger RNA, 123 nt
Organism: Racocetra persica
Lineage: Eukaryota; Fungi; Glomeromycota; Glomeromycetes; Diversisporales; Gigasporaceae
Source: the annotation of a GenBank genome assembly
UAAAAGCUAAAGUAGUAGUGCAACAGCACCUUAAAGGAUUAAUGGCUUCAAGCAACAGUAGCAAUACAAGAACCUUAUGUGAGAAAUUGGCUCUGCAUUACAAUAGCAGUGCAACAACUUCAU